Messenger RNA from Branchiostoma floridae (Florida lancelet), 4028 nucleotides. RefSeq names its product dual specificity phosphatase DUPD1-like. The record is from RefSeq and is a predicted model, not a curated record. Gene Ontology annotation, cellular component: cytoplasm. Gene Ontology annotation, molecular function: MAP kinase phosphatase activity; protein tyrosine/serine/threonine phosphatase activity. Gene Ontology annotation, biological process: protein dephosphorylation; negative regulation of MAPK cascade. Lineage: Eukaryota; Metazoa; Chordata; Leptocardii; Amphioxiformes; Branchiostomatidae. The coding region runs from base 211 to 1296 and encodes 361 amino acids. The transcript is spliced from 3 exons.
CUUUAUCGUUCAUUUUGUCAAAAACCAUAAGUAAAAAAAUUGUUGCUUGAUAUUUUUUUCAAUAACUUCGAAUAACUUCGGCGAAUAUUUAGGACUAGUACUUUUUUCUGCCAUUGCGUGUGGCAGCGAUUUAAAUCACCUUGGCACCAUAAAAAUAUUUGCGGGUCAGCUGGGGUGGCCGGCGGCUCUCCAAAACCUAUAUUUGCAGUCAUGAUGACGACAAACAUAGCCAAUCCGGGCUACAGGCCUCAAACCAUGGCCAGCUUCGACCGCUUCAGCCGCUACAACUACAUCGGGAGUGCCUACGGGCGCCUGGGCGGCUCUACCGGCGCGUUAGACCGAAGCUACGGCACGGGCCCUCCCGGUACCACAACAAGCGCCUUGAAGACGAUCGGACUGAGUCCAACCAAGACGUCUACCAAGACCGUCACCUUCGCUCCGGGAACUCGAGGGAAAGACAUGUCUUAUACCGACCGUUAUUCUUCAAGUGAGCGGUUCUCUAGCUCAAGUGCUCCGCUCACAAGCUACAGAUCCAACGUUGGAAAUUUGCUGAGCUCAACGUCAACUUAUCGAGACAGCUAUGGGUAUCGUAGCCACGAUCGGGACUAUGAUUCCUCCAAAUAUUCCUCCAGAAUUCCCUCUUCUAACACCACAACGAACUCUUCUCCAAUGUCAAGUUCGUACGGAAGGUAUUCAGGAGAGUAUUCUUCCUCCAGCACGUCUGCGACGAAGUCAAAGUCAAGUUCGGGAGGUUAUUGUACGGCGGAUGAUCUUUCAGAGUGUUUGAGGGGCGGAGUUGGGGCCUACAUCACACAUACGAGUUAUAACGAAGUCUUUCCCAACAUCUACAUCGGCGACCAGGAUGCAGCAAAGGACAGAAGUAAUAUUGUUGCCAUGGGCGUGACCCACGUUGUUAACGCCGCCCACGGACGGUGGAACCGGCGCAACGAGGAAAUGUACGAGAGAAUGGGGAUCAGAUUCCUGGGGGUCGCUGCUCAGGACUGCGAAAGUUUUGACAUGUCUCCGUACUUUGAUGAUGCAGCGUUGUUCAUGCACCACGCCAUUAGUGAACGUAGAGGUAAGGUAUUGGUCCACUGUGCCGUUGGGUUCAGCCGUUCCCCCACCCUGGUGGUGGCGUACCUCAUGCUGUACCAUCGCAUGAGCGCACAGGAGGCGCUGAGAACCAUCCGCGCCAAGCGUAUGAUCGGUCCCAACCGUGGAUUCCUCCGUCAGCUCGCCGACUUCAACAACAAGCUGCUGGCCGAGGGAAGGAUCCGACCGUACAACGGGCGCUGAGUUAGGGUUCAAGUUCAGAGGUCAAUCAACCUAUAAGCUCUUUCACUGGUCCAACUGUACACAUGCACAUUGUCAAAGGUGAAAAACCCGGAGACAUAAACAAAAGACACCUGGAUACUGUUAUGCAAAUAAACUAACAGAGGAUAUUGCAUCCAUGGAAAUGGUAAAAACAGGUAUUGUUUACAAGUUAGGGGCCUUUUCCUUUGCUCUGUGCAUGUGCAGUUGGAUCUGUGAAAGGGCCUAUACCAUCAGGAUUGUUUGACCUAACUUUUCAGUGUUAACAACUUAUGACCUGUGACCUCACCUUUGACAUAUGAUAGGUGAGAUGUAAAAACUGGUGAUCUACUUUGAUAUUGAGGUUCACAAUGUCCCUUUGUUAGGAAAGAAGUUGAAAAAUCUUCCUUUUGGAUUUGACAAAUGAAGAUAGUUUCUAAUUUUUCAGUGUUAGUGAACUUUAACCUAUGACCACUCCUGUUGACCUAUAACCCUUGACUUACAUGUAUGACACCUGUCAUGAGGAAAUUGAUAAAUAUUGGAAUUAAUAAUCUCUUAUAGCCACAGCACUUAGGUCCAGAUUUUGGUAACCAAUCAGAUAGAAAUUAUGAGUAUGUCAAUAUCAUUUCAGAAAAGUUUAAAAAUUAUUAAAGUUAGCACAUGGUUGAUUUUAGAUCAAUUUGGGCGAAACCAUUGAAAAUUCAAAGGUUAAUUUGAAAGUGCUAUGAUCAUUAUAAAAGCCUCACAGUUGUGGGUAUUCUAAGAACAGGUACAAACAAGAUUUAAUGAAAUUCUUCAGAAUCUGUCCCAAAGUGUGCACUUUUGUUGAAUAUUAAACCGAGGUGCACCAAACCAUUAAAAUAUCGUAAUCAUAGUGUUUUCCAUGGAUCUAGGACCUGUUAUAUAAAAAUGGCAAGGAUGUCAAUUAAAUACAACAUUUUUCAAACUAUAUCCAAGGCCUACUAAGUGUGUACCUACACUUACAUGUACAGUAGUCUGAUUGUGUCUGCCAAAACGUCUCUACAAAUAGCUCUCAAAAUUGAUAGGAGAAAAAGUUAUUUCAAGGUAGAAAAGAAACACUGUAUUUUUAGGAAUCGAGAAAUACAGAAUCAGUAUAUUUUUAGCAUUUGAACAUGACCAUAUAAUUAUAGAAGAUAUUUUUUAGGAUUAACCAUGUAUAUGUGAAGAUAGCAGUUUACUGAAUGUGCCAGAAAGUAGUCAAACUUCUCAUUGUAAUUACAACGCUGUCUCCUGACCUAUCAACUUUUUUCAUCCAACUCAUUGUUUGGGAGCCCAUGAAUGUUGUUGGUUUUUGUUAUCAAAGCUGACAUUUUAUAAAUUUUCUGCAAUAUUUCAUGUCAAGAUGUUUUGACUUUUUGGCCAGAUGGAUUUUUUUCUCCUAGUACAAAUGUCCAUCCAUGGACAGAGGGACAGGUACAGGAUACAGCCUUGCUCUAAUACCAAAGAAAAAAUAGAAAGUUUUAAUAAUUGUUUACAAAUGUGGACAUACUCUGAUAGCAUUCAAAGCUUGUUCAUGUAGUAGGAAAUAAGAAUCUUCUUUGACAAGUAAGCACCAACAAGACAAAGUUUAAAAUUCAAGAUGACCUCAAAGGUGCACAGCCAUUGGUUACUAGCAUUAUCAACCCUUUGGACCCCUUUCCACUAGACAACUUUCAACUAGAUCUCUGAGCAACUAUACAGCAACCAAAAUUUGAGAAAUUUAAUUUUUUUUCAUUAGAAUAUAAUGCAUGACAUAAAAGUAUUAUUCAAAAGACAAUAAAACUCACAAAACAUUAUGAAAAUUGUUCUUUAUCUAAGGAAGUCAUUGAGCGAUCUGUGAAGUCUUAAGUUGCUCAGCUGUCACAGUGCAGUCACGCCCUCUAGUGGAAAGGGGUGUAACUGCACUUCUUUGAAAUGUACAAUGUCAUGUAAAUCAUUAUCCAUGUAUAACAUUGAUAUCAAGACUAUCUAAUAGUCAACUUGAGUAAUUGUUUUAGGUAAAUUUAACUACCCUUGUGUACUGAACUAAUCAUAAUAUUAUUGUUUCUGUUUCAUUCUUAAUGCACUAAUUGUGUCAUGUAGUUUUGAUAGCAGUUAUUUGGACUUUUAGUAUCCUGAACAUGUAUGAAUAGACCUUAAUAUAUAUGAAUCACAUUUGUGUUUGUUGUGCUAGGUAUUAAACUCUGAAGUGAGAACUUGUGAUUUUCUGAUGUGAAAUUUAGUAGAGAAAUUCAUGACAUAAACGUUAGACUAUGUAUGUUUCAUAUUCAUAAUUUGUAUAUUGCUCAAUUGAUUAGAACACAGUCUAUGUUGCACAAAAUAAUAUUUUAUAUGUUGUGAAAGUUUGUUAUGCUUUUAAUGGUUUUGCAUUGUUUAAUUUUGUUUCAUCAUAGUCCAUGACAAAGUGACCUAGUGCUUCAGAACUACAGUAUUUCAAAUAAUUUGUGGUGCACGUAAUAUGUAAAACUUACUGUAAUUCAUUUUAUUUGUGCAGUGAAAAGCUAUUAAUCUAUGUUAUAUUGUAAACAUAAUUAUGCAUGCACCAAACAUGUUUUGUGUUUUUGAAAAUAUUAAGCGAUACUACAUUGUAAAUUUUAUGGACUGACAGUCUUAUUCUGGAAAACUAUAAGAAAUAAUAUUUCAAAAGAAUUAUAUGAGACUUAUGAUGUUACAUCAUGAUACAGAAUUCCAAUUACUAGAAUAACUUUUAUUUUAAUUUGACACACAAUUUGCCCAAA